Molecule: messenger RNA, 439 nt
Organism: Nematocida major
Lineage: Eukaryota; Fungi; Microsporidia
Exons: 1
Source: RefSeq, a predicted model, not a curated record
AUGCAACUACAUUGUUUUCUAGCAGCAAUCAUGAUUCACCAAGUGUGUGCAAGGCUUUCUAUUGCGCAGCUGGAGUCUAUGCCGAGCUUUGAGCUGUGCAGAAACGGCACCGCCGUAGGAAUAAACACGGAGGGCCCUCUUAACAUGGCGUGCGGAUAUGUGUACACUGAAAGAGGCUUUAUGCACAACAAACGGUUUUUUUCGUCUGAAAUAGAGACAGAUUACAGCCUGCGCCCCAAGGGAGGGCCUGAAAGCAUUGAUUCAGAGUAUAUCUUUACCCGAAUGCCAAGCAUGGACUUCGCGCUUCCGUGCGCUGGCGCAGAGGGUCCGCUGGACGCAUACACCCACGACUACCACAGCACGCUCAUCCGGAUGUUCCCGUCUGAAGAGGGGGAGCUUUCGAUCAAAACCGAGCGAGAGAACUCGCUUUUCCAGACGC